UCCAGCCACACUGUGUCUCCUUGUUCUUUCCUGCAGCAGAGAGCAGAAGGCAGUUCACCUCUGCUCCCUGAGGUCUGGAAUCCUGCAAGCCCUGAGUGUCUGAAGGCUGUUCUUGUGAAACUACACCCUUCGCUGGUUGUGUGAUUGAUUGGGGCACUCUUAAGUUUCACCUCAACUAAGGGGUUUUGGGGAAGAUCUUCAGUACAGGGCUGCAUUUCAUGAGACUGAAAACCACAGAAGAGAAAGGCAAAACAACUUGAAUGUGAAGAAAUGAAAUCCCAGAGGAGAACCUCUUUGUGCUUCAUGUUUGCUGUGAUUUAUUCUUCCCAAGCAACGCUGAACUUGGAUUUAGAGUCUGUUGUCCAUCCUUUAAUUCUACAAGAACAUGAACUAACUGCUGCAGAACCACUAAGGCAAAAACGAGCAGUUGCCACGAGUAGCCCUGCCUUGGAGGAGUACACUGUUGAUAUUGAGAUCAGCUUUGAAAAUGUAUCCUUCCUGGAGUCUAUCAGAGCCCGCUUGAACAGCCUCAGUUUUCCAAUUCAAGGAAACAACACUGACCCAUCUACUGACAUUUUAAGCAUAGAGCUGACAACUGUCUGCAGGCCUACUGGAAACGAAAUCUGGUGCUCCUGUGAGACAGGCUAUGGGUGGCCUCAGGAAAGGUGCCUCCACAGUCCCACUUGCCAAGAGCAUGGCAGCUCCCUUCCAGGGCAUCGUUGCAGUUGCCUUAGAGGACUUCCUCCAAAGGGACCUUUCUGCCAGCUCCAGGGAGCAGAUGUUACCCUGAAAAUGAAAGUCAGACUAAAUGUGGGAUUUCCAGAAGACCUUAAGAACACAUCCUCUGCCCUCUAUAGGUCUUACAAGACUGACCUGGAAAGAGCGUUCCGGGAGGGUUACAAAAUUUUACCAGGCUUCAAAUCCGUGACUGUGACAGAGUUCACCAAGGGCAGUGUGGUUGUGGCAUAUGAAGUCAAGUCUACAACACCACCACCUGGAUUAAUUCAGAAAGCCAACGAGCAAGUCACGCAGACCCUCAAUCAGACCUACAAAAUGGACUACAAUUCCUUUCAAGGGGUGCCUAGUAAUGAAACUAAGUUCACCGUCAUACCAGAAAUCAUCUUUGAAGGGGACACAGUAAGCCUGGAAUGUGAAAAUGAAGUUUUGUCCUCCAAUGUGUCUUGGUACCGGGGAGAGAGACACAUUCAGAACAGCAGCAGAUUCUCCAUUUACACCUCGAUGCCCAACAACAUAACCUCAGUAUCGCGCCUCACCAUUUACAAUGUCACUCAGGGUGAUGCAGGUGAAUAUGUUUGCAAACUGAUAUUGGAUAUUUUCGAAUAUGAGGCUAAAAAAAAAAUUGAGGUGAUACCCAUCCGAAUUUUGGCAAAAGAAGAAAUGAAGGUGAUGUGCGACAACAAUCCUGUAUCUUUGAACUGCUGCAGUGAGAAUAAUGUAAACUGGAGCAAAGUAGACUGGAAGCAGGAAGGGGAAAUAAGAAUUCUAGGAAACCCAGAGACAAACCUAGAUUCUAAAUGCAGCAGAUACACCCUCAAGGCUAAUGGAACCCAGUGCCCAAGUGGGUCAUCCGGAACAACGGUCAUCUACACUUGUGAGUUCAUCGGCAUUCAUGGAGCCAGAGGCAGUAAGAACAUAGAUGUGACAUUCAUCUCUGUGGGAGAUAAUUCCAGCCACAAAAGGGAAGUGCACGAGUUCCUAAGGCAUGUGAUGGAAGUGAGUACAGUUCAGAGCACCACCGGGAACAGCCUAGAAACAAGUAAAGCCCAGGAGCAGAAAGCCAACCUCACCAUAACCCCGGACCCAAUUUCUGUUUCUGAGGGACAAAACUUUUCCAUAAAAUGCAUCAGCGAUGUGAGUAACUACGAUGAGGUAUACUGGAACACUUCUGCUGGAAUCAAAAUAUAUGAAAGGUUUUAUACCACAAGGAGGUUUCUUGAUGGAGCAGAGUCAGUGCUGACAGUAAAGACCUCGACCAGGGAGUGGAACGGAACCUAUCACUGCAUAUUUAGAUAUAAGAACUCAUACAGUGUCGCAACCAAAGAUGUCACUGUUCACCCGCUGCCUCUAGAGCCCAACAUCAUGACUGAUCCUUUGGAAGCUAGUGUUUUAUGCAGAGGCUCCCAUUACUUCAAGUGCUGCAUAGAAGAGGAUGAAGACUAUAAGGUCACUUUCCAGAUUGAUUCCUUGACCUUUCCAGCAGCAAAAGAAGUUAAUGGAAAACAAGUGUGCUACAAACACAAUUUCAUGGCAAACUCAUUUUCCUGGUGUCCAAAAAAUGUUAAUGCAUUUUGUCACUUUACCAAUGCUGCUAAUAAUUCAGUCCGGAGCCCAGCUAUGAAGGUUUCUCUAGUUCCUGAAAAGAACAUUACAUGCCGGGAUCCCACAAUAGGCGUGGGGCAGCCAGGAAAGGUCAUCCAGAAGCUAUGCCAGUUCUCCAAUGUUCCUAGCAGCCCUGAUCGUACCAUUGGUGGGACCAUCACUUACAUCUGUGCAGGCUCCCGGUGGAAGGUGAAGAGAAAAGACUGCAUCUCUGCCCCAAUAAAUAGCCUGCUCCAGCUGGCCAAGGCUUUGAUCAAGAGUCCCUCUCAGGAUGAAAAGCUCCCUACAUAUCUGAAGGCUCUUUCUACUAGCACAGGCAAGGAGGAACAGGAAAUCAGCUCAUCACCAGGGAGCCUGGGAGCCAUCAUUAACAUCCUGGAUUUGCUCUCAACAGUUCCAACCCAAGUGAAUCCAGAGAUGAUGAAGGAUGUGCUGUCUACUGUGAACAUCAUCUUGGGCAAGUCCAUCCUGAGCACCUGGAAGGUGUUACAGCAGCAGCAGACCAACCGGAGCUCACAGCUACUACAUUCGGUGGAAAGGUUUUCCCAAGCGUUACAGUCUGGAGACAAUACCCCAUCGUUCCUCUCCCACCCCAAUGUGCAGAUGAAGAGCAUGGUGAUAAAAUCCGGCCACACGAAUGUCUACCAACAGGAUUUUAUUUUUGUAGACUCUGACCUCUGGGGCAACGUGGCCAUUGAUGAGUGCCAGCUGGGACACUUGCAGCCAGAUUCAUCUAUUGUCACGGUGGCUUUCCCAACACUCCAUGCCAUCCUGGCUCAGGAUAUUCAGAAAAAGAACUUUGCAAACACCUUGGUGAUGACAACCACUCUCAGCCACAAUAUAACCAAGCCGUUCAGGAUUUCCAUGACUUUUAAAAACAACCACCGCUCAGGAGGGAGGCCGGAAUGUGUCUUCUGGAACUUCAGUCUUGCCAACUCCACAGGCGGGUGGGAUAGCAGUGGGUGUCAGGUGAAAGAAGUCAGUGGGGACAGCGUGUCCUGUACCUGUGACCACUUGACAUCAUUCUCCAUCCUCAUGUCUCCCGACUCCCCAGACCCUGGUUCUCUCCUGAAAAUACUACUAGAUAUCAUUUCUUACAUUGGGCUGGGAUUUUCCAUCUUAAGCUUAGCAGCCUGUCUAGUUGUGGAAGCUGUGGUGUGGAAAUCAGUGACCAAGAACCGGACUUCCUACAUGCGCCACACCUGCAUAGUGAACAUCGCCACCUCCCUUCUGAUUGCCGACACCUGGUUCAUUGUGGCCGCCGCCAUCCACGACCAUCACUAUCCACUCAGUGAGACAGCCUGUGUGGCGGCCACCUUCUUCAUCCACUUCUUCUACCUCAGCGUCUUCUUCUGGAUGCUGACACUAGGUCUCAUGCUCUUCUAUCGCCUGGUUUUCAUUCUGCACGAUGCCAGCAAGUCCGUUCAGAAGGCCAUUGCCUUUUCUCUAGGCUACGGCUGCCCCUUGGUCAUCUCAGUCAUCACAGUGGGGGCUACCCAGCCACAGGAAGUCUACACAAGGAAGAAUGCCUGUUGGCUCAACUGGGAUGACACCAAGGCUCUGCUGGCCUUUGUAAUCCCAGCACUGAUCAUUGUGGUGGUGAACGUGACCAUCACGGUUGUGGUCAUCACCAAGAUCCUGAGACCUUCCAUUGGAGACAAGCCAAGCAAACAGGAGAGAAGCAGCCUGUUUCAGAUCAGCAAGAGCAUUGGUGUCCUCACGCCACUCUUAGGGCUCACUUGGGGUUUUGGUCUAGCCACUGUGUUCCAGGGGAGCAAUGCUGUCUUCCAUAUCAUAUUUACCCUCCUCAAUGCCUUCCAGGGAUUAUUCAUUUUACUCUUUGGAUGCCUCUGGGAUCAGAAGGUACAGGAAGCUUUGCUGAACAAGUUCUCAUUGUCAAGGUGGUCUUCCCAGCACUCGAAGUCAACAUCCAUAGGCUCAUCUACACCUGUGUUUUCUAUGAGUUCUCCAAUAUCAAGAAGAUUUAACAAUCUUUUUGGUAAAACAGCAGCCCCAAAGGUCCCCCCAGGCAAAGACGGAAACCUUGUUAACAGUUGCAGUUCACGAAUCUGAUGGAACGUACAAUGUCUCCACCCCAGAAACAACCAGCUCCUCCGUGGAAAACUCAUCCAGUGCUUAUUCAUUGCUCAACUAAGAACAGAAAAAUCCAACCCACAUGACCUCUUGGAACCGGUGGACGUGAUCUGAGCAAGAGACCCUUUCAAAGCUAUGGGUGAAGUGUUCUCUUGGCAGGCUUCUGGGAACAGAUGCUGAAGAGUCUUUUCCACUAGAAAAGAGGCUUUCUUUUGUAAAAAGACAGAUAAAAGGAAUGGUGAUGUUUAUUUUUGCUCCCCACCCCUACCCCUCUGGUGAUGCCAAGUGUGUAUAGUAUUUAAGUGAAACUCAAAUCCCCCAGGCCCGACUUUUCUGUCUAUAUUGUAAAAUAGAAUUUUGUAGAGACAUUUCACUUUAUGCUAUUGACUACAAAGAUAAGCUUUGAUUAAAAUAAUAAGUAGGAAGCUAGUACCUAGGAAAUAUUUAAGCAGAUUGUAGGAAGGAAGGAAGGAAUGGAGGGAGGGAGGGAGAGAGGAAGGAAAGGGAAAGAAAAAGAAAAAAAGGAAGGAGAAGGAAAAAUAAAAAAAUAAAACAACAUUAAGGACCACAUUUCAAGGUUUCCAUGGUAAUGAUCUAAUAUAAUCACUCAGAUAUUUCAACCCUGAGAGGUUAAAAAAAAUAACUCAAAAAUGGACACUGAAAGUAAGAUGAGGGGGAUGAGUGUGGUUAUCUUCCUGAUAUUUUCCUAGUUAAGAAGGAGGGGGAAAGACUGUGGAAAAAUAGGAAAUUACAUCAUUGGGAUGCUUUCAAGUGGAUAAUGAUAUUUAUAAGCAAUGCAUCCAGGGCGCCGAGGUUCUCCUAAUGUAGACAUGCGUGGAUUCCUUUGUGUGUCAAGGUCAAACCUAAGUGAAUGAACAUGCAGAGGAAGUAUGACUGCAGGUCUUCAGAUUCAAGUAGAUCCCACUGCUCACUGAAGGUUUUCAGUUUAUUGAAAAAGCCUUCUGUUUCAUUUUAGCACACAUUUUGAAUACCAAAAAGAAAAUUAUAUUUUUAUACCAACGACUGGCAAAUGUGACAUAUUGCACUGAAAAUGGACUCCAACUGUCUUAUAUGUAACAGCUUUAACCAGGUACUUCUUCUCUGUGCAUUAUAGACUAGAUUUUGACAAUCUGCUGACAUUGUACAUUACAGUUGUUGUUCUUACUGAGCCUAUGAUGGCCCUUGGUGUGCUGUAAAGCUCUCUGUGCAGUAUUUCUUUCAGUUCCCAGACCAAUAUACAUUAAGAGUUUUGUAUGGUUCAGUUUGCAUUUACUACAACCACUUGGAAAGCUUCCAGAGAAAAAUUUUACAGAGGACUCUUCAAAUGACACUUUACCUUGAUGCGCAAAUGGCAGAACUUAUCCCAAGGAUUUGAUCAUUUAUGAAUUAUUGGUGUGUAUGUUGUUUGUGUGUGUGCAUUUCAUCAAAAUACAAAUAUUUAUUAAACUGUAUCCAUAUUAGAGUUCAACAUGGGCUGUAGAUAUAGCAGCCCAAAUAUUGCAGAUCCAUCCAAUCCUGAUCCCAAAGGGAAAUGUAAUAGGAACAUGGGGCUACUCAUGACAGUGUUCAGUGGGGUCUUCAUAAGGACUGGGAACAGGAAUGGGGCCCUAUUGUUAGAAAGAUGGACCAAGAGAGUCUGAGAGUCAACAACCUUCUCCCCUUUUAAACUGAGGCUUGAGAGUUUUAUAUUAACAUUUUAACCCUUGAAAAUCUCUCUUUCUUUUAAUUUUAAAUUCUACCUCUGCCUCUCUCUUAUUCACAGAGUACAAGAACGGGGUCCUAACAAUGGUUAAAGUCAGUGAACUCAAUUUCUACAUGUUCAUAAAUGCCAUAGACAUCUCUCCCAUGUUUGCUCCAGAAUUGUCACAUCCCUGCCUCAACUGAAUUGUGUCGUUUUUAAAUUCCCUAAAGGAAAUGGUCAUGAGGCUAUAAAUGCAGGACAUGUUCUCCAGGCAAUGAUCAACCUGGGUGCAGAGCUCAGCACUGAGAAGACAGAGGCAAAGGUUCAGGUGGAGGAUCCAUUGAAUUAGAAUUAGAUAUAUCAAGAAAGAUCAGCCUCUACUGGUUUGGUUCCUGGAGUUAUGUCAAGAGAGUAGAGGCGAGCUAGGGUGAAAUGCUAGCUGGUUAAGCAUGCCAACAGGGGAACCACAGCCCUGGAAGGAGGCUGUGGCCGUCAUGUUAAAAACAACAAGGGAACAAGAAACACUGAAUUUCCAUGGGCUUUGAUAGAGUUCCCUUGGGAGUCAUUGUGCUUGAUCUUAUGAAGGGAACCUCCAUAAUGACAGGAACUUUCCGUGGAAUUCCCUCAGGUGUAGAUCUGGCCCUCUGCCUACAGUCGUUAACAGAGGCACGUUCCCUUGUUCCCAACACACCCAGCCCUGCACACAUGUGCCCACACAUGCACGGGUGCACACACUUGCGUUCACACACAGGCAAGCAUGCACCUCCCUUUUGACCGCAGCACUGGAUCCAAGUUCCAGAAAAGUCCUGAGAAUGAAGUAUAGAAGAAACUCUUUCUGGUAUUCUGCCCACUGCAAUAUACAUAGUUCAAACCUAGCCUUUCCUACGAAUAUCCCAAAAUAAGCAAUAGAAUUCAAAACUGUAGAAGAGGACCGCCCAUGGAUUGGCAAAUUUGAUGAAAGCCAGAGCCUUCUUGGCCCUGAGGUCGCUGAUUCUCAAGCAGCAAGGACAGCAGGCAACUAGCAGCAGAGGAGGCACAUGGAUGCUGAUAUGGGUGUCAAGUGAGCCCCGUGGUCACCUCACCUUGUACCUAGUGCUUUCCUAUUCCUGACAUCUCUCAGUGUGUCAGUCAAAUUCAAGGACCAAAAACUUUCUUGAAUGAAGUUGUUUUAGUCAUCUUUUUUGGUUGCUAUAACCAAAAGUCCUGACAAGAACAAUUUUAAGGAGGAAAAGUUUAUUUGGGGGCUCACAGUUUGAGAGGUCUCAGUUCAUAGAUAGCCGGCUUCAUUCCUUGGGGCUUAAGGUGAGGCAGAACAUCAUGGCAGAAUAAUGUGGCAGAAGAAAGCAGGUCAGGACAUGGCCAGCAAAAAGCAGAGACAGAGACUCCACCCAACAGGGAUAAAAUAUAUGUUCCAAAGGCACACCUGCAAGGAGCCACCUCCUCCAGCCACUCCCUACCUGCCUACAGUUACCACCCAGUUAAUCCCUAGUAGGGGAUUCAUGCACUGAUUAGGUUCAGACUCUUAGAACCCAAUCAUUUCACUUCUAAACUUUCUUGCAUUGUCUCACAUGUGAGUUUUUGGGGAACAUCUAAUAGCUAAACCAAAACAGAAGUGAAGGCAGUUUCUUGCAAAGAAAUCUGAGUUAAUAUUUUAGAGAUUAUGAAGUCCAAGCAUUCACAAAUGAACAAUUAAUGUAAACUACAGUCAUGCUGUCUGGGAAUGUUCUCAAUCCAUCCUUUCUCUACUGAGUCACAUGUUUGCCAUCUUCCUCCCCAUUUCCUCUUGCUUAUUUCAGGAAAAAGAUAAAUAGAUGUCCAUGGAGUUUUCAGAAUGUAAGGUGUUAAGGUCAGAAAUGAAGAAACACUGAGGGAGGUUGAAGCCUCUUGUGUGGAGAAUUUCAGAGAGGUCUGAUUUGGCAGUUUUCAGACACGAAGAUGAGAAAAAUUAGAGUAGCCAGCAAGGACAGGUGGGAGGUGUGGGGAGUAACUUCCAGGUAAGUGGAGCAGAAGUCACAAUCAUACAGGAAGACAGAAGGGAAUUGUGUGGUCCUAGAGAUGCCUGUACGUGGAACACAUUUCAUUUGUGGCACGGGAGGAUGAUGUCAAACAGCAGCACUGCAUCCUGAACAGAAAGCCAGUGGCCCAUGCCCAUAAAAGUCCCAUUCCCUGAGAGUCCAGAAUAAAGAAGGAGUUCACAGUGGACAUACCUCUCUUAUGUGUUCUCUGAAAGGCAACAGAAAGAGCGUCUCACCUUUUCAAAGUUGUUGACUUUAAGAUCAGAUGUUAUAGGUUUCUAAAAUUAUGAACUGAGAUUUUUAAAUCAUGUCUUAGUGGUAUGCCAGCAAACAGCUGUUUCCUUUCUUUGCUUUUAAUAAUAAAAAAUUGAAUGAGA
Messenger RNA from Sciurus carolinensis (gray squirrel), 8507 nucleotides. RefSeq names its product adhesion G protein-coupled receptor F5 (gene Adgrf5). Gene Ontology annotation, molecular function: G protein-coupled receptor activity. The coding region runs from base 271 to 4413 and encodes 1380 amino acids. The record is from RefSeq and is a predicted model, not a curated record. Gene Ontology annotation, biological process: G protein-coupled receptor signaling pathway; cell surface receptor signaling pathway. Gene Ontology annotation, cellular component: membrane. The transcript is spliced from 23 exons. NCBI's taxonomy places the organism in Eukaryota, Metazoa, Chordata, Mammalia, Rodentia, Sciuridae.